GCCAGGAGAUGCCCAAACACAGGCGCGAGCAGAACCUCUUCCAGACGGUGCGGCUGAUGAUGGAACAGUUAGCCAAGUUCCGGAGCACCCUGGUCUCCGACACGCUGACCAAGGACCAUGCUCGGGACCUCAAACAUGAGGUGGUCACCAUCAUUGACUGGGGCAAUGGCAAACUGGGUAUGGAUCUGGUGCCUCGGGUAGAGUACAGACAGGCGGACCCCGAGAAGGUCAGCGUGGUGGAAAUGUUCCGCAUACAUGAACGUAGUGUGGAGAACUGCAAAUCAGCACUGAUGGAGCACUUGACGCCACCAACAAGGAACAUGGCUCGGAGGAAAUCUUAUCCUGUAAAGAUCACGAUGCCAGAGGUAAGCUUCCUGACACAGUCCUUUAUCGUACAAAACUUUUGAUGUUUCUCUCCAAGUCCCCCCUCGUUUGCGUAUGGAGAUAAAAGCAACACCCCAUCAUCAAGGCCCGCUGUUUGACUCCUGCAUGGUUUGCACACACACAUACCUUUCUCCAGACCUCUCACCAGCAGCUGGUUUAUUAAUUUUUUUUUGUUGCAGUAUGAAUCCCAUGUUGUGUUUUUGAACGUUCCUCUGCUAUCAAGCAUCUUUUUUUCUGCAGGGUGAGUCAAAAUUAUGUUAACACUAGUAUGAGAUUAACUGAAGAACUUUAUUUUAAAAACUUAGACUAUCCCUUAGUCUUAGAUGACUGUUGGGGCACCAAUGAUGAUUGGGCAACUACUUUUCUCCAUCCUUCUCUAUCUUCAGCCUUUCGGAGGGCUUCACCCAGCUUUAAACCUGUCCCAUUCUGUUAUUUUGUCUACCCAUCUCUUUUUAUGUCUCCCUUUUUCUUUUCCUCUUUGUACAGUGCCCUGUGGGAUCAUCUUUGCAAGUCCUGUUGAUCUUGUUAUGUGCCCAUACCAUCUCAGUUUGCGUUUUUUCACAGUGUUGAGAUCUUCAAAGGGCCCAAUGGCUUGCCUGAUUUUGUUCAGAAUACAAGUUGUCAUAUUCAAGGAUUCCCCGCAAAAUGUGCGUCAAGACACUAAAUUGAAUUGUACGGUUGAUUGCUGUUUUUGUUGUUGUAUAUUGAUCAUGCUGGUAACUAGGUUGAGACCAGUAUAAUUAUAAUAUUCCGAAUAAAUUAUUUCUCCCGUGCUAGCGUUUGCAUAAUUUUGACUCACCCUGUAUAGUGAAUAGGCUGUAUUCAAGGGAAGCAACAAUAAGUAUCGUCGAAACUGUCGAAACUGUUGAAGACGUCCAUCCAUCGACAAGGAGAAAGUAAGUUAUCUGGGACCGGUGGGCGUCUUAGACACAUACCCCCCAAAAAAAACCCUUUAAAAAGAAAAAAAAAGGAAUAGAAAAGGGGGGAGGGGGGAUGGGAAGUGACCUUUUGUACAGAUAAUUGUCUUGGACAGGUGACCGUUUGAGCAUGUUAAUCCGCUCUUGCAAUAUUCAUAUAAUAUGUAAAAUGUUUCAUGCAAUGUUCAUAUAAUAUGUAAAAUCUGUAUGGGAAGGAAGGAUUUUAUAUACACAUUAUUUUUU
Aplysia californica (California sea hare) is the source of this 1544-nucleotide messenger RNA. Its product is annotated as dedicator of cytokinesis protein 4. Gene Ontology annotation, cellular component: cytoplasm; plasma membrane. Bases 9 to 407 code for a protein of 132 amino acids. NCBI's taxonomy places the organism in Eukaryota, Metazoa, Mollusca, Gastropoda, Aplysiida, Aplysiidae. The record is from RefSeq and is a predicted model, not a curated record. Gene Ontology annotation, biological process: small GTPase-mediated signal transduction. Gene Ontology annotation, molecular function: small GTPase binding; guanyl-nucleotide exchange factor activity. The transcript has 4 exons.